This is a messenger RNA of Dovyalis caffra, 318 nucleotides long. NCBI's taxonomy places the organism in Eukaryota, Viridiplantae, Streptophyta, Magnoliopsida, Malpighiales, Salicaceae. The record is from the annotation of a GenBank genome assembly.
AUGAAAAAGGAGAAAGAAGGAAAGAGAGUACUCCAGGCACAGGGUCAACGCAAGUGGAGUGGGUUGUCAAUAAGAAGAGAGGCAAUGAAGGUGAUAGAGGUUAGCACAAUAAGGAAAGAGGCGAGGGCCAAGGAAGAACCUCAGUUCAACAAGAAGAAUGGAAGUGUAUUUUCCAAGAAGAAAACGUUGGUGAAGAGAAUGAUGUUUGAUGAUCUGUUAGAUGACAGCGGAUUUAUUGAUGGAAACAUUAUUGGCAUAAAAACCUCCAUGCUUGUAACUCUUGUCAACAAAGAAGAGCCAAGGUGCAUGGGGGCGUAA